ACAUAGUAGUAGGUAGUUAAUGAGCUCUUCAUAAGUGCGUUUGCUUCGAAUAUGCUUUCUUGAAAUACUCACGCGUACUUCUCAUUAAAACAUUUUGAUUUGAAAUGAUCUUUAAACUGACUUGAAUGCAAGAACACCUUAUCGCAUUCUGCUGAUAGGUGGAAAGGCCCAAGUUUCGUUUUAUCUACUUUGUUUCCUUGUGUCGUGGUUAUAGGUUAUAGUGUGCAGCUCGAUCGCGAUGCAACAAACAAGUGAAUGUGAAAACCGCAUUGUAAAUCUGUUCUAUACACAAAACAUAGCGAAAAAUUUGUUGUGGUGUGCCAACGUGAAUUUCUUUAAUUAACUUCUUUGUUUCCAUAAUUUUGAGUUCGCGAUUCUAUCGUAUAAUGUGCAUGUGUAAGCGAUUAGUUCGUGUGUAUGAAACUCCCUAUUCGUCGUGACUAGUUCAAUUUUAAACUGUAGUGCAAAUCAAUAUGGAGGAAACUACAGUUAACCUGAUGUUGGAUGCGACGAAAUCAGCGAAAGAAGUGUAUCAUUCGCUUAUGACGACCGUCGUUAUGGAUGAUACUGAAUUCUUGUCCUCCGAGCAGUUAGCAAACAAACACAUUCAGUGUGUAGAACAGGCAUUGGAAAUAUUCCAAAUACAUUGUGGAAAAAAUCAGCUAAUUGAAGAUGCCGCGAAAGCGAAACUGCUACAGUACUUGGACGCUGCUCAACAUAAAUUCGAAAUGCUGAAUAAUCUAAAAUCGAACGCCAUCAAUCGAUUAGCAGUUGCUGAAGCUAGAGUGAUUUAUAUUCAGCGCGUAGCAGAUUGUGGUAAAUUAUCCAAAAAUCAGUAUCAACUCAAGCACGAAAGAUGCGAAGAAAUUGCAUCCGGAGAAUUCAAACGCAUCGCCUCACGAGGAGCUAAAAAUUAUGAAUACGAAAAAAAUGUACUUAAGUUCAUUAGUUCCUGUCAAGAAUCAAUUAACGCCUCCAAACAAAUCGAAAAAGAAGUCAAUUUUCUUCUAGCUUUGGCAUUGGCAAAACGAAGAUACAAUGAACUCAUGGAAGCGGAUUGUAGACGUGCUGAGCCAUGUUUAUCCACCAAAGAAUUAAAGAGCGAACACGAAAAGAAUAUGAAAAAAUCAUUGGAAGUGUUCAGAAAAAAAUUCCAAUCAACUGUAAACGAAUCGCUGAAAUAUGAAAAUUUAUGUCGAGAAGAGAUUGACGUUGAAUACAACGAUUUUGAAAUUUCCAAUGAAGGAAAAGGAGAUGCUAAUUCGUUGAUAGCCAUCAUACUUGCAAAAGACGCCUGUGAUCAACACUUGAAAAAAUCUUCCGAAGGCAAUGAAUCACACUUGAGCUACGCAGACCUAAGAGACCUGUGUAGGAAAUGCGAGCAUAGCGCCUUUGAACAGCUCCAGGAAAAUUUUACCCCUGGAUUAAGUUCUGAAUUUAAGAAAAAACGAAGCGAGCAAUUGAAUAAGUACAUUGAAUACAAGUGCGAUACGUUUGCCCGGAUCAAUAGAGAAAAUGCUACAGCCACAGCUUCAGAGUACGCGUUUGCUGCAAGGAGAAUGUACCGAGAAAGUAUGGAAAAUGCUUUGGAUCGAACUGAUGUACCGUAUUUGAGCACUGUUGAACUGGAAGAGGAACACAGGAGGCAUGAAGAGAUUUCUAUUCGCCAUUUGAGAAGCCACGUGAUGGAGGAAGGAUUUUCAAGAUGGGCUAUGAUCGAACUGAAAGAUAGUAUCAGCUACUUUUAUGAAAGUUGCAAAUUGCGCAACAAAAUUGCGGCGAUAAAAACUUGUCGUCCACCCUACUUGAAUGCACUCGUGAUGUAUCAUCAGCACAUGUUGGAGACUUAUAGACGCGGUCCUGCUGGUUCAUUCGAUCCGGUGACAGAAAAUCGUAGAUGUAAGGAAGAAGCCUUGGAGCAGUACAGAAGUAGCAUCAACAAAAACGACAAAUUCUUCCAGACAUAUGAAACCAAAUUGAUAGAGGAUAUCGACACGAGUUACCACCGUCUCCUUUCGAAUGGAAAUAUGUUGAAUAUCCUGAUCUUUCAAUGGACCACAGCGCUAUUAAAAAAAAGUUAUCUCGAGUUCGAGUCCAAGAAUUUCAAAAACUAUGAAUGUAAUCAUGGGGAACGUUUACGCGCAGCUCAUUCGAAGUUUCUACUUCUAAAUAGCAAGAAUAACCGGUGGAUUGAAUUUAAAGAAGCAAUUGUAGAAGAUUUAUAUUGGUUCGAAAAUCUUGAUUAUUUAAAAAAUCGAUUUGAGAAUAUUGGUUAUGAUGUGAUCGAUGGUAUUAAGCGCGAUUUUUUGGAUCUCAAUUUCCAAGUCAUUGUACACAAACUGGAGAUGAAAGCGAUCAACACCCUUAAUUCCUAUUUUCACGAUGGCGCCUCUUAUGUUUCAUAUUAUGAAUUAUCAUCUAAUGAGAAACUUGAGCGCAGAUUAUUCAUUGUAGCCUGCAUAAUUUUUGUAACAUUGCCGGUUGCUGGAUUUCCUCCAGUGAUAACUGUGUUGAUUACGGCCAUCAUAGUAUUCCUUAUGCUCUGGGUCACAUUACAGAAAAAAAUACCUACUUUUUUAAAUUCAUUUCAAUGUUUGUAAAAAUUGACGGCAUUUGCUUAUUGGCUGGAAUAAAAACAUUUAAUUAGGUUGGCCCUACUCAUUAGCUCUGUAAGUGUUAUCAAAGUCGCAUUUACACCGCACAAUCGAUUUUUCACCUUGGAGAAUUUUAUUUAAAUUUAGUAAAGAAACCACAAAUGCGUGUUCUAAAUAAAAAUAGCUGCGAUGUGAUUUUUUUGUUUGAUAUUUCAAUAAUUAGUUACCUACGUAUAGUGCAAUUAUUCAUUAUAAAUUUGGUGUUUCCUUAUCGAUAAACAAUAAACAUAGAUACCUAUAGGUACUUAUAUUUUACA
Molecule: messenger RNA, 2911 nt
Organism: Planococcus citri (citrus mealybug)
Lineage: Eukaryota; Metazoa; Arthropoda; Insecta; Hemiptera; Pseudococcidae
Exons: 8
Coding region: 474-2600 (708 amino acids)
Molecular function (GO): GTPase activity; GTP binding
Source: RefSeq, a predicted model, not a curated record